CCAGGCAAGCGCUUGGAGCGCUGGUGCCUGGAGCCGCCGCUGGCGUUGACCAGAGCUGCCACGACCCAGUACCUUACAUUCCACAACCUAAUACUGGGCUGCAACCCACAGUUUGAAAACCACUGACAGACACCAUUUCCCUCUUUGGAGAUCAUACCCGUCAGAUCCAGGUGUGUGCUGGGAAACCUUGAGAGCUACUCUGAGACUUUGGAGAACACACUGAAAGGAACAAUCUGGUCCAGAUACUCAAAAGUAGGUAAACUCCUAACUCCCAUUGGUUUCUGAAAACCUUAGGACACGGGUGGGGAAUCUUUUUUCUGUCACGGUCCAUUGACCCACAGAAAAUAUCAAUCGCAGGCCACACAGCCCCCGUGUCCUCUGCCCCACUUCUCCCUUGACCCGCGUCCUCUGGCCCCGCGCUCUUCCCCCAGUUCUCGUCCUCUUCCUCCCACCCCCUUGCCAGGACUCAUGGGGGCCCUUCCCCUUGCGGCGGCCGAGAAGCGCCGAUUGGCUGAUGUUACCGGCUUUUAUUUGCAUACAGCGAGUGAAAGGCUGACGAGGCGGUUCCGCGCAGGGCAGGUCGGGAAGGCGGCGGGCAUUUUGAAAGAUCGUGCGGCGACCAGCGGGCCGCUCUCUCCUCAGCAGCGCGCCAUGGCGGGGCCCGGCCCGGAGGGGCUCUACGAGAGGUAUGUGACUCAGGCAAAAGAAGCAGCCAGAAAUGGAAAUCUGGAAGAGUCUCUUAAAUUCUUCAAUCUUGCAAAUGAAAUUCAUCCCAGUGAAAAGCUGAAAAGCAGAAUCAAAAGGCUUGAGGAAACACUUGCAGAGCUGGCACUUGCCACAGAGGAAGAAGAGGGAUUUGUGGAUGUAUGUAACAGUGGUCUAAUGAUCUAUGGAGAGAUGCACAACAAACUCUUUGAGUAUCAGAGAGAAGGUGUCGCCUUCCUAUACAGCCUCUACCGUGAUGGAAGGCAAGGAGGUAUAUUGGCAGAUGACAUGGGUUUGGGAAAGACUAUCCAGAUCAUUGCAUUCCUUUCUGGGAUGUUUGAUGCUGAACUCAUACAGUUUGUACUGCUAGUCAUGCCAACCACCCUUGUUAGCAACUGGAUGAGAGAGUUUGCCAACUGGACUCCAGGACUGAGGGUGAAAGAUUUUCAUGGCACCAGCAGGACUGAGCGUAACAGAAAACUAGAGAGAAUCCAAAGAAAGAAUGGCAUAGUGAUCACAACAUAUCAAAUGCUGAUCAAUAACUGGCAGCAGCUUUCUAGCCUUAGUGGACAAGAGUUUGUUUGGGACUAUAUUAUUCUUGAUGAAGCCCACAAAAUUAAGUCCCCAUCUGCUAAAACCACUAAAUCUGUAUAUGCUAUUCCUGCAAAAAAUCGCAUCCUCCUCACAGGGACACCAGUCCAAAAUAAUCUGCGUGAGAUGUGGUCCUUGUUUGACUUUGCAUGUCAGGGGGCCCUCCUAGGAACUGCGAAGACCUUUAAAAUGGAAUAUGAGAAUCCUAUUACAAGGGCAAGGGAGAAAGAUGCGACUCCAGGAGAGAAAGCACUUGGUCUUAAGAUCUCUGAAAAUCUAAUGACCAUUAUAAAACCAUACUUUCUUCGAAGAACUAAAGACGACAUACAAAAGAAGUACAAGUCUGAUGAAGUGAAAACCCAUCUUCCUGAAGAUCAGAGUAAGAACUUUGCUCCUGUGAUGCCUUCUCUUACCAGAAAAAAUGACUUCAUUGUGUGGGUGUAUUUAGCACCAGUUCAAGAAGAAAUAUACAGAAACUUUCUCUCUUUGGAUCAUGUGAAGGAGGUGUUAAUGACAACGCGGUCACCUUUGGCUGAGCUGAAUGUCUUAAAGAAACUAUGUGAUCAUCCCAGGUUAUUGUCAGCACGAGCAUGUAGCCAGCUUGGCUUGGAAGGAGGUGGUUACUCCGAGCAGAAUGAUGAGAAUGAAGGGGAUGCAUUUUCAGGAGCUAACAAAAUUGAUCAUCUCUCUGAUGAGAUUCUGAUUCAGGAGUCUGGGAAAUUGCUGUUCCUCAUGGGACUUCUAGAAAGGCUGCAAGAGGAGGGGCAUAGAACUUUGGUAUUUUCUCAAUCAAGAAAAAUGCUGGAUAUCGUAGAGCGCAUUUUAACUCACAGAAAUUUUAGGACCAUGCGUAUUGAUGGAACAGUGACACACUUAGUGGAAAGGGAGAGGAGGAUUGGUGUGUUUCAGAGUAAUAAGGAUUACUCUGUCUUUUUGCUUACUACACAAGUAGGUGGUGUUGGCAUAACCUUAACAGCAGCUAGCAGAGUGGUGAUCUUUGAUCCCAGUUGGAAUCCAGCUACUGAUGCCCAAGCUGUGGACAGAGCUUAUAGAAUUGGACAAAAAGAAAAUGUGGUGAUUUAUAGGCUGAUUACCUGUGGUACAGUGGAAGAAAAAAUAUAUAGGCGACAAGUCUUCAAGGAUUCAUUAAUAAGACAAACUACUGGUGACAAAAAGAACCCAUUUAGGUAUUUCACUAAACAGGAAUUAAGGGAGCUCUUUACAUUAGGAGAUACUCGAACCUCUGCAACGCAGAUUCAGCUGCAGUCCUUGCAUGCCACUCAAAGAAAGACUGACUUAGAACUGGAUGAACAUAUUGCUUAUCUGCACUCGCUGGAAAUGUUCGGCAUUUCAGAUCAUGACUUAAUGUAUACACGAGAAAUAGCUCAAGAAGAACAGGCUGAGAAUGAAGAAGCUCAUCAGUAUAUUAAACAAAGGGUACAGAAGGCCCAAGAGCUGGUCCAAUUAGAAUCUCAGCUCAAAGACCAAUUGAUGGGAAGAAUCAGAAGUGAUACUGAGGGAGCAUGGCUGAAACAACCAGUAUCGUCUUCCCAAUCAAAAAAGAAAUCACCAGAGUUUAACACAAAUCACUUUAUUUCACCACCUGUAUUAGUUGAACCUUCAAAUGAUGAAGCUGUUGAUCUUACAGAGGAUGAAGAUGUUGCUAAUGUCAGUGCUAGAAUGACAAGUUUGAUUAUUGUGGAUUCAGGGGAAGAGAAGCCAGCACAGGAUGUGUCUAAUAUGGAUGUUAAUGAAUUACUUACUAGCAGUAAGGUUUUGAAACAAUCCAAUAUACAUGAAGCUGAACAAAAACUUGAUCCAAAUUUUAUACCAUCUUCCCUUGGAGUUCAUUCAUUUGCUAACAAAGAGAGUCAUAGUCAUGAAUCAAGAAGACACUCUCAUUUCUCACAUAGCACAAACAAUGCCCAAAUUACCUCUUCACUGUUUUCACAGCCUUCGUUUAAUGGAUCUGUCAUUGCUGAUCCUAAAAGAUACAGAAAUGCAGAAAUGUCACUUCAAACUCAUGAUCCUCUAACUAACCCUGAAGAUGAUGGGAAUGAAAAUCCUCAGAUAGCUUCUCCAGUAGCAUCCAAAAGUCUAUUGAAUGUCAUGUCAGAAUUCCCUAGUGGACUCCAGAAGUCUCAUGUGAAUGAAGCCAGCUUGGAGACUACAUCUGUUGCAUCUUCUCAGUAUCAGGCUGACUUCAAUCUUGUUUUGGAAGACUCUGAAGAUGGACAGCAAGACGUCUCAAAAAGGGGAAAAUUACUGGAGUACACAGAAAACACAGGCUUUCAUCUCCAAGUAGGAAACUGUGGCAGUUCUGCAAUGAAUUCUUGGGUAAGAGAACAUGAUGACUUUGGGAAUUCCUGUAACGUAGCCAUGGAUAAUCUAAAUGACUCUAUACCAGUGAGUGAAGCCUUGAGGGAAAGUGGUGAUGACAUGCCUAUUGGCAAAAAGAGGAGGGCUCGGAGAAUUGUUUCUGAUAGCGAAGAUGAAGAUAAUUCAGUCAUGAUUUUGGAUGAAAAUCUGCUUGAAAAAAAGUUCUCACCCUUAAACAGCCCUCUAUGUCCAUCUCUGAUGGGGAUUACUUCAUCUACUCCUAAAUGUGAUAGAUCUAUGGUAGACUCCAUUUUUUCCCCAAGAGGAAACAGGUCUACAGCUUCUAGAAGAUCUCUUAUUAAUGUAGUGUUGGACCAGGUUGAGGAUAUUGAAGAAACCGUAGGAGCUUUCAGCCAAACACAGGAUAGUGAUAAGGUGCAAGAACUACUCAUGGUAGAAGAAGCUGAAGAGCAUAGUGUGGAGUCUGUGGAGCCUGAGGAAGAACCUAUUGGAGAAACACUUGAUACAGAAGGUACAACCAGUUAUUUAGAUGAUACAGAGUCUGUUGUAUCUGAGGCAGAUGAAAUUGAGGAAGAGCCUCAAGAGGAAUCUACUGGUGAUCCUGAGCUGCUAUCUGGUGAGCAAAUGGACUGCUUUUCAAAGGAGAGUGCAGGCCAGAAAGAUGAUCAGACUAUUGUGGAUUCUCUUCAUACAUCAGAUAAUUAUGAUGCCCUGAUAGAAUGUGGGAAGAAACUGAAAGAUAAUGGAAAACUACAAGAUGCAUUGAACUGUUUCCUGCAAGCUCUUGACAUAAAAAAUGGAGAUCCUGAAGUUAUGCUUAUAACCUUAAAUUUGUAUAAACAACUAUCGCAGAAGUGAAGAUUUUGGUUACAAGUCAAUUCCCAAAACAACAAUCACAAACCCAAUCUCACUUUUUCUGAGGAGAAGGACCCAAAACAAAACUUUGAUCUAAGCUAAAGAAUUGACUUAGACAAUGGACAAGAUUUGACUUUUUAAAAGGCUGGCACUGACAGAAGCUACAGUGAAGUGAGACUAACUACGAGAGAGACUUGGGAGAUACCCAUACUGAAUAUUUUUUUUUAUAGAGGAUAGAGCAAAUUUUACAAUUGCAUCUCUGUGAGCAAGGUAUUGUUUCAAGAGCAAUUUGUAACUAGCACUUGGGUGCUGGAGAGAAGGGUCUUCAUUUUGCAUGCAGUUCACAAAGGCAAAAAGUCCCACUAAUUGUAUGUUUAGAAAAAUGUUUAAAGUUUAAAAAAAAAAAAAACUACUACUUUCUAUACUUCAUGUCUGUUUUAUUUGCAAUAUAUUAACUUGCUUAUGUAUUUUAUGCUUUUGCCUUCAAGUUUGGUCAAUACAUUUUGUUCCUCCAUAGACCAACUGAAGAGGGAGGCUUGAUUACUAAAGCAUGGAAAACUGUUAGGCUGCAACUGUGAAGCCAAUGUCGGUCAUUGAAGCAUGUGGUCAUCUGACUUAAUGCUGGGAAACUUACUGCUGGGCCCCUGAACUGGACUAGUACAAAGGUUUUAUGGUACCCAUUGCUACUCACUUGUGUCCUUGAUGUUAUGUCUCAUUAACUAUGCUAGGAGUGCUGUGUAUCUGUCCCAAACUUCCUGUGGGGGAAUUACUGAACUGUUCAUCUUGGCACAGACACUUGCGGAACAGUCAGGAGUAGCUUCAAUCCAUCCAGCUACUGCUGUGGAUUUAACUUGCCUUUCCUGGGAAGAUGGGAGAGAGCAAAGCACUGCCAAGUUGGGAGUAUCUGGUGAUGAGAGCAGGCUGGUACGCUGUCUUGGUAGAUGCUGCCUUGUCCUACGGCUACCUCUCUAGCUGUUGGGGAAGGGCAAUGUGGGACAAAGGUUCUUUUCCUAAAAUCCUUGUAGCCAAAAUACACAAUGUUUGUUGUAACUAAGCUACAUGUCUUUCCAGGGUUAGGCUCAUGCUCUGACAUGAAUUCAAAUGUGGGACUAGGCAACAAUCAGCAUGUCCCCUCCCAUAAGAGGCUCAAAUGAGAACAAGCCUCCUGGCUGCUGUGCACCCUUGCAGUCUGUUUGGAAAAUCAGAUGUGCCUUCUCCCCAUACCACAUUAAGAGGGGCAUAUGCCUGAGCACAGUUAUUGAAGUAAUUCAUAUGUUUAUUGAAUAAAAACAAGGAGUCCUUGUGCCACCUUAGAGACUAACACAUUUACUUGGGCAUGGGCCAUAGCCCAGUUUUCAGCCUUUACUUAGACAGACCAGUCCAACAUCCAAGCAGGAAUUAACUUAAAUUUCACUUGUGUGGACUGUUUGUAGUUGUCUUGUGCUGUGAGACAAGAAGUCUGUGACUUUUGCUAGAGGUAGUGAGCAGCCAUGCAUCUCGAUCAGAGUCUCUGAAAAUAAGGCACAAAGAUGUCUUAAGCCUGGUUGUCAGUUUCAUAGAUUCCAAGGCCAGAAGGGACCAUUACAAUUAUCUGUUCUGCUCUUCUGUGUAACACAGGUCAUAGACCUUCCCCAAAAUAAUUCCUAAAGCAGAUCUAGGAAAAACAUCCAAAGUUGAUUUAAAUA
Messenger RNA from Gopherus evgoodei (Goodes thornscrub tortoise), 6176 nucleotides. RefSeq names its product ERCC excision repair 6 like, spindle assembly checkpoint helicase (gene ERCC6L). The record is from RefSeq and is a predicted model, not a curated record. Gene Ontology annotation, molecular function: DNA translocase activity; ATP binding; protein binding. The coding region runs from base 469 to 4494 and encodes 1341 amino acids. NCBI's taxonomy places the organism in Eukaryota, Metazoa, Chordata, Testudines, Testudinidae. The transcript has 2 exons.